Messenger RNA from Physeter macrocephalus (sperm whale), 4676 nucleotides. It is a transcript of the gene PLXND1, whose product is annotated as plexin D1. The transcript is spliced from 28 exons. Gene Ontology annotation, biological process: regulation of cell migration; regulation of GTPase activity; regulation of cell shape. Gene Ontology annotation, molecular function: semaphorin receptor activity. The record is from RefSeq and is a predicted model, not a curated record. The coding region runs from base 178 to 3669 and encodes 1163 amino acids. Gene Ontology annotation, cellular component: semaphorin receptor complex; plasma membrane. NCBI's taxonomy places the organism in Eukaryota, Metazoa, Chordata, Mammalia, Artiodactyla, Physeteridae.
UCCUCACUUCCCCGGGCUGCCUGGUGCCUCCCUGGGGAGACGGGGCUGCGCAGGUUGGCUGGGGUGGCCGUGAGCCCCGUCUUUUCCGAAAUGCCCCAGUGCCAGCCCCACCUCCUUGGGUUUUGACUGCAGAGCCCUCAGGACUGCCCGCAGAUCCUGCCCUCAGCCCUGGCUCCCAUGCCCACGGGCAGCUCCCAGAGCAUCCCGGUGCAUCUGGCCAACGCCGCCUUCUUCCAGGGUGCAGCGCUUGAAUGUAGCUUUGGUCAAGAAGAGAUCUUUGAGGCUGUGUGGGUGAAUGAAUCAGCUGUAUGCUGCAACCAAGUGGUGCUGCACACAACCCAGGAGAGCCAGGUGUUUCCACUCAGCCUCCAACUAAAGGGGCGGCCAGCCCGAUUCCUGGACAGCCCUGGCCACGUGACAGUGGAGGUCUAUAACUGCGCCAUGGGCAGCCCCGACUGUUCCCAGUGCCUGGGCCGGGAGGACCUGGGCCACCUGUGUGUGUGGAGUGACGGCUGCCGCCUGCGGGGGACCCUGCAGCCCCUGCCUGACGCCUGCCCCGCCCCCGAGAUCCGAGCGAUUGAGCCCCUGAGUGGCCCCUUGGCUGGCGGGACCCUGCUGACCAUCCGCGGCAGGAACCUGGGCCGGCGGCUCAGCGACGUGGUCCGCGGAGUGUGGAUUGGCAGCGUGGCCUGUGAGCCGCUGGCCGACAGAUACACGGUGUCAGAGGAGAUCGUGUGUGCCACGGGGCCAGCCCCAGGGGCGUUCUCGGACGUGGUGACAGUGAACGCCUCCAAGGAGGGCAGGUCACGGGAGCGCUUCUCCUACGUGCUGCCCCUGGUUCACUCCCUGGAGCCCGCCAUGGGCCCCAAGGCAGGGGGCACCAGGAUCACCAUCCACGGGAGCGACCUCCAUGUGGGCUCCGAGCUGCAGGUCCUGGUGAAUGACACGGAGCCCUGCAUGGAGCUGGUGCGCACGGACACCAGCAUCACCUGCACGGUGCCCGGGGCUGCCCUGCCGGCCCCCGUGCCCGUGUGCGUGCGCUUCGAGCGCCGGGGCUGCGUGCGCGGCAACCUCACCUUCUGGUACAAGCGGAACCCGGUCAUCACGGCCAUCAGUCCCCGCCGCAGCCAUGUCAGUGGCGGCAGGACCAUCACGGUGGCCGGCGAGCGUUUCCACAUGGUGCAGAAGGUGUCCAUGGCCGUGCACCACAUCGGCCGGGAGCCCACGCUCUGCAAGGUUCUUAACUCCACCCUCAUCACCUGCCCAUCGCCCGGGGCCCUGAGCAACGCCUCAGCCCCUGUGGACUUCUUCCUCAACGGCCGGGCCUACGCAGACGAGGCAGCCGUGGACGAGGAGCUCCUGGACCCCGAAGAGGCCCAGCGGGGCAGCAGGUUCCGCCUGGACUACCUCCCUGACCCACAGUUCUCCACGGCGAAGAGGGAGAAGUGGAUCAAGCACCACCCCGGGGAGCCCCUCACGCUGGUCAUCCACAAGGAGCAGGACGGCCUGGGCCUCGAGAGCCACGAGUACCGGGUCAAGAUCGGCCAGGUGGCCUGUGACAUCCAGAUCGUCUCCGAGAGGGUCAUCCACUGCUCGGUCAACGAGUCCCUGGGCACAGCCGAGGGGCAGCUGCCCAUCACAAUCCAGGUAGGGAACUUCAACCAGACCAUCGCCACGCUGCAGCUGGGGGGCAGUGAGACCGCCAUCGUCGUGUCCAUCGUCAUCUGUAGUGUCCUGUUGCUGCUCUCCGUGGUUGCCCUGUUUGUCUUCUGCACCAAGAGCCGUCGCGCUGAGCGCUACUGGCAGAAGACACUGCUGCAGAUGGAGGAGAUGGAAUCCCAGAUCCGAGAGGAAAUCCGUAAAGGCUUUGCUGAGCUGCAGACGGACAUGACGGAUCUGACCAAGGAGCUGAACCGCAGUCAGGGCAUCCCCUUCCUGGAGUACAAGCACUUUGUGACCCGCACCUUCUUCCCUAAGUGCUCCUCCCUCUAUGAAGAGCGUUACGUCCUGCCCUCCCAGACCCUCAACUCCCCGGGCAGCUCCCUGGUGCAGGAGACCCACCCACUGCUGGGAGAGUGGAAGAUCCCCGAGAGCUGCCGGCCCAACAUGGAAGAGGGCAUCAGCCUGUUCUCCUCGCUGCUCAACAACAAGCACUUCCUCAUUGUCUUCGUCCACGCACUGGAGCAACAGAAGGACUUCGCAGUGCGGGACAGGUGCAGCCUGGCCUCCCUGAUGACCAUCGCGCUCCACGGCAAGCUCGAGUACUAUACGGGCAUCAUGAAGGAGCUGCUGGUGGACCUCAUCGACGCCUCGGCCGCCAAGAACCCCAAGCUCAUGCUGAGGCGCACGGAGUCCGUGGUCGAGAAGAUGCUCACCAACUGGAUGUCCAUCUGCAUGUACAGCUGCCUGAGGGAGACUGUGGGGGAGCCGUUCUUCCUGCUCCUGUGCGCCAUCAAGCAGCAGAUCAACAAGGGCUCCAUCGACGCCAUCACAGGCAAGGCCCGCUACACACUCAACGAGGAGUGGCUGCUGCGGGAGAACAUCGAGGCCAAGCCCCGGAAUCUGAACGUGUCCUUCCAGGGCUGCGGUAUGGACUCGCUGAGCGUGCGGGCCAUGGACACAGACACGCUGACGCAGGUUAAGGAGAAGAUCCUGGAAGCCUUCUGCAAGAACGUGCCCUACUCGCAGUGGCCGCGCGCCGAGGACGUCGACCUAGAGUGGUUCGCCUCGAGCACGCAGAGCUACAUCCUGCGGGACCUGGACGACACCUCGGUGGUCGAGGAUGGCCGCAAGAAGUUGAACACGCUGGCCCACUACAAGAUCCCUGAAGGUGCCUCCCUGGCCAUGAGCCUCACAGACAAGAAGGACAACACCCUGGGCCGAGUGAAAGACUUGGACACAGAGAAGUAUUUCCAUUUGGUGCUGCCCACGGAUGAGCUGGCAGAGCCCAAGAAGUCCCACCGGCAGAGCCACCGCAAGAAGGUGCUACCAGAGAUCUACCUGACCCGCCUGCUGUCCACCAAGGGCACGCUGCAGAAGUUUCUGGAUGACCUGUUCAAGGCCAUUCUGAGCAUCCGUGAAGACAAGCCCCCACUGGCUGUCAAGUACUUCUUUGACUUCCUGGAAGAGCAGGCAGAGAAGAGGGGGAUCUCAGACCCUGACACCCUACACAUCUGGAAGACCAACAGCCUUCCUCUCCGGUUCUGGGUGAACAUCCUGAAAAACCCACAGUUCGUCUUUGACAUCGAGAAGACGGACCACAUCGAUGCCUGCCUCUCAGUCAUCGCACAGGCCUUCAUCGACGCCUGUUCCAUCUCCGACCUGCAGCUGGGCAAGGACUCACCAACCAACAAGCUCCUCUACGCCAAGGAGAUUCCCGAGUACCGGAAAAUCGUGCAGCGCUACUACAAACAGAUCCAUGACAUGACUCCGCUCAGCGAGCAGGAAAUGAACGCGCACCUGGCGGAGGAGUCGCGGAAAUACCAGAAUGAGUUCAACACCAACGUGGCGAUGGCAGAGAUUUAUAAAUACGCCAAGAGGUAUCGCCCACAGAUCAUGAGCGCCCUGGAGGCAAACCCCACAGCCCGGAGGACGCAGCUGCAGCACAAGUUUGAGCAGGUGGUGGCCCUGAUGGAGGACAACAUCUACGAGUGCUACAGCGAGGCCUGAGCCUGGGGGCUGGCAGGACGGGCGCCCUCCCUCGACUUCUCUUUGUCCCCAGCGCCUCAGACUCGGGCUGGGAAACGACGCAGCACGAGGGGCCUCUCUGAGCCAGCCAGAGGAGCCCCCAGCCCUGGCCCCUUGGGCACCGUCCCCUCCCACUUGCCCCCAGACCCACCUCUGGGCUGGGGGCUCAAAUGCUGCAGCCGCUCCCCCGUAAGCCUCCCACCGUCCACCCAGCACAGCCUGGACGGCGUCCCACUCGCUCUGCCCGCACGGCCCAGCGCUAACGAACCCACCGAUGGGCGAAGAGGCCGCCCGGCCCUGAGGUCGCAGCUGGAAACACUACCUCAUCCUACCCGGUGGAGGGGAGGCCCCUUGAACCAGCCCUCAGCUGGUUUCCGCUUCAACCACCAAAAUGUUGUCCCCGUCUCUACUCACCUGCAGAGGACCCUGGCCACACGCCAUCCAGCAGUGUCAGAUUUCUGUGCUCGAGCGGCCACUGGCCGGGUGGGUGGCCUCCACUGCCUGCGGGAGGCUCUGUGCUGCCCUGGGAGCCAGGCGGGCAGGGGCUGAGGGGACAGGUGCUGGGCGAUCCUGGUCUCGAGGGAGGGGAGGGGGCUGAGUUGCACGGAGGCUGGAGCUGGGCUACUUGAUCUUGCUGGAAGUGUUUCUAAAGAGAGCACCACUUUUUGUCGUUGUUUUUUUAAAAAAAGCUUUUAUAUAUUAAAAAACUUAUCACGCGCCAACUGUGAAUAGCUGCCGCUAGUGCAGAGGACCCGGGGAGGGGUCCCGAGGGGCUCCCAGCGCAACACUGGAAAUGACUGUUCCAGGGGACAGGCAGACCCGGCAGAGACCCCUGCGCCCUGAGAACACCGUCCUUUCUGUUCCGUCAAAAGCGGCUGGCUGGGAGUGACCCAGCCAGUGCUGGGACAGGUCGCAGACCUUGGGGCUGGGCUGGAGGGGGAGGCUGGGGUGCUCUGGAACCUUCUUUAUAAUAAAAGCCUGAUGGGAAA